This is a messenger RNA of Lathyrus sativus (Indian pea), 1818 nucleotides long. Lineage: Eukaryota; Viridiplantae; Streptophyta; Magnoliopsida; Fabales; Fabaceae. The record is from the annotation of a GenBank genome assembly.
AUGUCUUUCUUAGAGUUAGAACACUCUAAAGAGAACAAGUUUAAAGAAGACUCAGAAUUUGAAUCAGAAUCGGAAGAGUUGACUCUUGAUGGAAGUGUUGAUUUCUAUAACCGUCCAGCAAUCAGAGCCAAAUCUGGAAGAUGGAGUGCUGCAACCAUCAUACUCUUGAACCAAUGUCUGGCAACUCUGGCGUUCUUUGGGAUUGGAGUGAACCUAGUGGUAUUCCUGACAAGGGUGGUAGGACAAAGUAAUGCAGAAGCUGCAAACAAUGUGAGCAAAUGGACUGGAACUGUCUACAUAUUCUCUCUUGUGGGAGCUUUCCUUAGUGACUCUUAUUGGGGAAGAUAUAAAACAUGUGCCGUCUUUCAAGUCAUUUUUGUAAUAGGUUUAAUGUCCUUAUCACUGUCAUCAUACCUCUUCUUGAUUAAACCAAGAGGCUGUGGAAAUGAAUCGAUUCCGUGUGGAAAACAUUCAAGUUUGGAAAUGGCGAUGUUCAACCUUUCAAUCUAUCUCAUUGCGUUAGGGAAUGGAGGUUAUCAACCAAAUAUUGCCACAUUCGGAGCUGAUCAGUUUGACGAGGAGCAUUCGAGAGAGGGUCACAAUAAAGUGGCAUUUUUCAGCUACUUCUACCUAGCUUUGAACUUUGGGCAACUCUUUUCAAACACCAUUCUGGUCUAUUUUGAGGAUGAAGGAAUGUGGGCUCUUGGUUUUUGGCUGUCUGCAGGCUCUGCCUUUGCUGCGCUGAUACUGUUUCUAGUAGGCACCCCAAGGUACCGACAUUUCAAGCCUAGUGGCAACCCGCUUGCUAGGUUUUGCCAAGUCCUUGUGGCCGCAUCAAGGAAAGUGAAAGUUCAAAUGCCAUCAAACGGAGAUGAUUUGUAUAACAUGGAUACAAAGGAGUCUUCCGCCAAUAUGAACAGAAAAAUCCUCCAUACUCACGGGUUCAAGUUCUUGGAUAGGGCAGCGUUUAUAUCUUCAAGAGAUCUUGAUAACCAGAAAUGUGCAAGUUACAGUCCAUGGCGUCUUUGUCCUGUAAGUCAAGUUGAAGAAGUGAAGUGCAUACUGAGACUUCUUCCGAUUUGGCUCUGCACGAUAAUAUACUCGGUGGUUUUCACACAAAUGGCUUCUCUUUUUGUGGAGCAAGGUGCUGCCAUGAAAACUACUGUUUCCAAUUUCAAAGUACCACCAGCUAGCAUGUCUAGCUUUGAUAUUAUUAGUGUGGCUGUCUUCAUUUUCUUUUACCGUCGAAUUCUUGACCCAUUUGUGGGAAAGCUUAAAAAGUCAGAUUCUAAGGGCCUUACCGAGCUUCAGAGAAUGGGAGUUGGACUUGUUAUAGCUGUGAUAGCAAUGCUUUCAGCUGGAAUAGUUGAAUGCUAUAGGCUUAAGCAUGCAAACCAAACAUGCACCCAUUGCAAAGAGUCGAGUACUUUGAGCAUCUUCUGGCAAAUCCCUCAGUACACAUUUAUAGGAGCUUCUGAGGUGUUUAUGUAUGUAGGGCAGUUAGAGUUCUUCAAUGCUCAGACACCAGAUGGCUUAAAGAGCUUCGGAAGUGCACUUUGCAUGACAUCCAUUUCCCUUGGCAACUAUGUAAGUAGCUUACUUGUCAGUAUAGUUAUGAAGAUAUCUACCGAGGAUCAUAUGCCAGGGUGGAUCCCAGGAAACCUCAAUAAAGGCCACCUAGAUAGGUUUUACUUCCUCCUAGCAGCCUUGACAUCGAUGGACUUGAUCGCCUAUAUUGCAUGUGCAAAGUGGUACAAGAGUAUACAGCUGGGCGAGAAACCCAAAGAAAAUGAUGACCCAAGUAGCUUCACAGUCUAA